AUGUCUACUUCCACUAGCAAAAAUCCUUCCACUUCCUCGUUCACUUCCCUAAAUGAAAGAGAAGCGAGCCCUGUUCUUGCCAGCUCAUCGAACACCUCGUGGGAGCUGCGUGCAGAUGACUUCACCAAGGAGUUAUCCUGUGCCCUUUGCCUCGAACUGUUUAAAGAGCCGGUCAUUCUACCUUGCGGCCAUAACUUCUGCAAACUUUGCUUGGAAACAAUCUGGGAUAAAAAGGGGAUUUUCUGCCCAGAAUGUCACAUAAACAUUCCUGACCGCACUUUCAUAGUCAACCGAGCCCUGGAGAAAAUGGCGGAGAAGAUUAAGACUUUUCAUGUGGGGUGCCAACAACAGAAAUGCCUUGAGCAUAGCGAGCCACUGACCCUUUACUGGAAACCCCAAGAGAAACUUGCAUGUUUCACCUGCCGGGAAGCUCAGAUCCCUAAAGAUCAAUGCACCCAGUUUCUUCUCAUCCCUGACGCGGUGCAGAUAUAUACGGAAAGGUUGCUCACCCUGAGAAUCCAGCUGAGGUCCAUCCUGGUUAAACUGGAGGUGCUGAAGAAUGCUCAAGAGGAGAAAAUAUCUAAUCAUAAAGAGAACAAAUUACAGCUCCAGUACCAUAUCUCCUUGGAGUUCCUAAAGCUGCACCAGUUUCUUCAUACCAAGGAGAAAAUGUUAAUUCACCAGUUAAAGGAAGAGAGUGAAAUCCUUCUGCAGGAAAUGGAGACCAAUCUAAACAAACUCCAGGACCGGUCACAAAGUGCUAAAGACACCUUGGUCUGCAUUCAGGCUCGGUUGUACCAGCAAAAUUCUGCUGGUUUCCUAAAAGGAAUAAAACCAUUUAUAGAACGGAUGGAGCACAAAACUGACAAUUCAUCCAUGGGAGAAUUAGUGACUGGGACUCUGAACCCAGGAGAAUUCAAGGGACCCAUGCAUUAUGCUAUGUGGAAAGAAAUGAAAUCCAUCCUUAAUCCAGACAUCACCUUCAUCACCUUGGAUCCUAAAACAGCCCACCCAAACUUGAUCCUCUCUGAAGGGUUGACCUGCGUCCAGCAUAACGACACCAAGCAGAUUCUUCCAGAUAUCCCGGAGAGGUUUGACUGCAGCGUUUCUGUCUUAGGUUCUGAAGGAUUUACCACUGGGAAGCACUACUGGGAAGUGGAGGUGAAGAAGAAGACCAAGUGGACCUUGGGAGUUGUCCGAGAAAGCAUCAACCGGAAAGGGAAUUACCCAUUGUCACCCAAGGAGGGCCACUGGCUGAUCAAGCUAAGGAAUAAGAAUGAGUUAAAGGCUGUAGACGUUCAUCCCAAAUGUCUAACAUUGACCAGCAACCCGUGCAGAGUGGGGAUCUAUUUGGAUUACGAGGGGGGCCAAGUGUCCUUUUAUGAGGCCAAUGCCAUGUCUCACAUCUACACUUUCAUAGACACUUUCACCGAGAAAAUUUACCCCUACUUCUGCCCAUGUCUGAAUGACUCUGGAGAAAACAAGGAACCUCUGAGGAUCAUUGCUUUUAGUAUGUAG
Messenger RNA from Python bivittatus (Burmese python), 1518 nucleotides. RefSeq names its product tripartite motif containing 69 (gene TRIM69). NCBI's taxonomy places the organism in Eukaryota, Metazoa, Chordata, Lepidosauria, Squamata, Pythonidae. Gene Ontology annotation, molecular function: protein binding; metal ion binding. The record is from RefSeq and is a predicted model, not a curated record.